This is a messenger RNA of Aricia agestis (brown argus), 838 nucleotides long. RefSeq lists its product as uncharacterized. The transcript has a single exon. The record is from RefSeq and is a predicted model, not a curated record. Lineage: Eukaryota; Metazoa; Arthropoda; Insecta; Lepidoptera; Lycaenidae. The coding region runs from base 223 to 714 and encodes 163 amino acids.
CCUAAAGAAAUUUUUUGCGACAAUGGCAGAAAUUUUGUGGCAGCUGCAAGAGAGCUCAGCGAGUUUUUUAGCAUAUAUUCUGACUCUAUUGUAGGUUUUGCAGCUGAUCAGGAUAUAAAGUUUAAAUUCUCACCGGCUUACGCUCCUAACUUCAAUGGUUACGCAGAGGCAGGCAUAAAAUCUGCCAAACAUCUAUUAAAACGUUCCUUGGGCAGCACACAUAUGACAUUUGAGGAACUCACUUCUUUGUUUGCCCAAGUGGAAGCUAUCCUCAAUUCUAGACCCAUUUCCCCCCUCUCUUCUUGUCCUACUGACCAUGCAGCGCUCACACCUGGACACUUUCUCCUCGGCAGGUCACUGACGUCGCUUCCGGCUCCAAUGCUAGAGGACAUCAACCCUAGACGUCUGGACAGAUACCAGCUGAUCGAACAAACACGUCAAGUCUUCUGGAGAAGGUGGCAGGCGGAGUAUGUCACUGAGCUGCAGUCCAGGUCAAAAUGGAAAACCAGAUGUAGAGACCUGAAGGAGGGAGAUCUCGUCAUUAUCAAAGAGGACAACAUCCCACCACUGGCCUGGAGGCUAGGACGGGUAAUGAAGCUGCAUCCUGGAGCUGACGGGGUGCCGCGAGUAGCGGACCUGACCACGGCGCGAGGAGUCAUCCGGCGCGCUCUCAAUCGGCUCUGCCUGCUGCUGGAUGAAGAAGACAAGGCUUGAAAGCAGAGCUUUCAAGGGCCCCCAGUAUGUUCGAGCGCGUACAUCCCUAGCGCAGCUGCACGGCUACAUCACUACAGCGGGGCGCGGGGGGAGCGCUCCCGGCGACGCGGCCGUGUGCGCUCGC